AAUUUGCCCUGCCGUGAUACGUGAACUGAUAUCAAUAGGUUAACGUUAUCUUAACGUAGCAUAGCCUGUAUAUUUUUAAGUCAGUUACAUGGCGAGCAACUAGCUAGCCAAAUUUGAAGGCAAGCGAUCAAUAUGCAUAGCCACAAGAAAACAGGAGUCAAUAGCAGCCUUUUCCUCGGUAUAUGAUGUAACACAUUUUACUUUAGGUUAGUCUCGCGUGGCAAGCAGGUACCUGCUAAGUUAUGUUACUAGUUACUCCCCUCGACUUUCAUUGAAGUAACUUUAACAUUAGUUGGUGAUUGACAUUAAACGUCAUCUUGCACGAACCUAUGCGUUUCACCUGUUGUGCUGAGUAGGUUGCUAACUUAUCAGUUUGUCGCCAGCGUUACUGCUUUUGCUCAACUUAAUGCAAAGUCCUUAUAAUGUCUCUGCUGUAAUGUGAACGGUCUUGUGACAAACAAUAUUAUUAAUGACAAAUGAAUGAUCAAGUUAGCCAACGCUAGCGUUGUACUGCACCUGUUACUACAUGUUCAUCAAAAAGAAAAUGACACUUGUCAAUUUGUAUUGUUUCAAAGCGGGUUAUUAACGUACUGCUCACUUCAAUUCAUGUGAUUUGAUGCGUUCCCCCCGAACAGACUAAAUGGCCUAAGUUUGAUAAUCGUUUAGCUGGCAUUGCUAGUUCGUCGUUCCCCGCCCUAACUUUACCCCUGGGAUCUACAACACUUCCUGUUUAAGCAUAAUUCACGGAUUGGAAGGACAAUGUUUGAAAAUGUCCCUACAGUGUCGUCAGUGGAGCGUCAGCAGGUGCUUCAAGCUCUUGAGCGGCUGCAGUUGAAACUGGUGCAGCAGGAGGAGUGGACCCACAGCGAGAGACUCGGUGCCCUAAGAGAUGCUUUGCAGAGUCCCCUGCUUGGACACAUCCUCACCCUGCAGCACUCCGUCAAGCAGCUCAAAGACCAGUUGAAUCGUAUGCCCCCGGAUGCCUGCAGCGAGUUCAGCUUCUCCCGUAAAGGCCAGCUCAUUUUCAGUGCCAGUGUUCCCCCGAGCUGUGGGAGUUCUGUCAGGUCUAAUGGCACGGGCUUAUCAUCCUCGGCCAGUGUGCAUUCUUCUAAACAGCUACAGAUGUGGCUCCAGGUUGCUGCUAAGGGAAGGAAGACUGAGCAGGUCAGCCUACCGAAGCCACUGUCUGGAGGUCUGGGCUUCAGUGUGGUGGGUCUGAGACCCGAGGGAGUAGGCAGCCAUGGCGUCUUCAUCAGACACAUACAACCAGGAAGCAUCGCUGACAGGAGUGGCAGACUCCACGAGAACGACCAGAUCCUGGCCAUUAAUGGAAUGCCUCUGGAUGAAAAUGUGACUCAACAGCAGGCCCUCAGUCUUCUGCAGCAGGAGAAGGAGCACGUCGAGCUUAUUGUGGCAAGGGACAAGGAUUCUGCCCUAGGAUCCAUUAAUACGGAACAGUGGGGUCAUGUGGAGGAGAUCGAGCUGGUGAAUGAUGGCUCAGGGUUGGGCUUUGGCAUUGUGGGGGGUAAAGCCACAGGUGUAGUCGUGAGGACGCUGGUUCCCAACAGUGUGGCCCACAAGGACGGACGCUUGCGCACCGGAGACCACAUCCUGUGCAUUGGAGACACCUCCACACAGGGUCUGGCUAGUGAUCAGGUGGUUCGAGUUUUGCAAGAGUGUGGCAGUCAUGUGCGUAUGCUCAUCGCUCGUGAUCCUCUACGGCUGCCUCGCCAGGCUCCCCCUCCACCGCCAACCCCCGUCACGGCACCUGUGGCAGCCUUACCUCCCCCACCUGUGCCCCUACGAAGGACCAGCCGAGCCAGCCAAGCCAGCCAAGCUCCCAACUUGGAGGGCUAUGAGAUCCAUGAAGUACCCCUGCAGAAGAGGGACGGUCAGAGUCUUGGCAUCUCCAUCAUAGGACGCAAUAACUUAAGCAGUGAAGGUGCUGUAGGGGUGUAUGUGAAGCAUGUGGUUCCUGGGAGUGCUGCGGAUCAGAGUGGGAACAUUUAUGUCCAGGACAGGCUAAUAGCGCUCGAUGGAGUGAACUUGCAGGGCUUCAACAACCAGGAAGUUUUGGAUGUGAUGAAGCGGACUGGCCAGACAGUUACCCUCACGCUUGUACGCAGGAUUGCUUCAGCCAGGCAUGUGCCUACAGAGAAAUCUCUGGACAAGGUCUCUAGACAGUCUUCUCUGAUGUCGCUGAAGAGGUCAUCAGAGGGCAGAGAUCGAACUGACAUUCAGAAAGCUGUCGUCACCAACAUUGCUUCAGAGCAACAAGCGCUAACCAAAACUGCCGACCCAAGUGGCCCGGUUGAGCGUGAGCUGAGGGAGAAGUGGGAGACGGCACUUGGACCACGCUAUGAUGUUCUGGUUUUGCAGAUGGACCCACUUAUCGAGGAUGACUCGGAGCUUCAGAAAAGCUCAAAGCUGCAUCCAAUACAUACCAUGCGUCUAGGGGUGGAGCUGGACUCCUUUGAUGGACAUCACUACAUAUCUACCAUAAAUCCUGAUGGGCCUGUGGCCAAACAUGGCUUACUAAGGCCAGAGGAUGAACUACUUGAGGUGAACGGAGUCCAGCUGUAUGGGAAGACCCGUCGGGAAGUCGUGGCGUUCCUUAGGGAAGUUCCUCCGCCCUUCACUCUGGUCUGCUGCAGAAUGCUGAGUGAGGAGGAACCAGAGAUGCAGGACUGGAGACCUGACAGCCCUGUGACCACCACACCAGAGCAGAAUGAUGAUGAUGACGAAGAAGAAGAGCUGGCGCUCUGGGCCCCUGAGGUGCAGGUGGUGGAGCUGGAGAAGGCAGAAAAAGGCUUAGGGUUCAGCAUCCUUGACUACCAGGAUCCUCUGGAUGCCACCAGCUCUGUCAUUGUGAUUCGCUCCCUGGUGCCUGGGGGUGUGGCGGAGCACAACGGUGGCCUUCUCCCUGGGGAUCAGCUGGUGUUUGUGAACGAUGUGUACCUGGACGCUUCCUCUCUGGCCCAGGCUGUGGAGGUGCUCAAGGCUCUGACAGCUGGGAAAGUCUAUCUAGGCAUCCGGAAACCUCUGGCAGAUGAAAACCAGACUGGGGUGAAAGACUGGCAGUCUGGAAGGGAAUUCAGUGUGGAGGAGCCUGAAGUGACGUAUCCCCUCGUUCAGGACAACCUGUCUACCCAUAAGGGUUCUGAGGAUCCGGUUCUGAGGAUCCGUGUCCAGUUUACUGAUAGUGUCUGUACUGUGUUGUUCCAGGGUUCUGAGGAUCAAGAGGAUUUUGAAAAUGACCCAGAGCUGAUCUUAGACAGCAUGCCACGCUACGCCUCGCCACUCAUUACCAGCGAUGACUACUCCCCCGGUUACUCCUCCCACCAACCCUACCAAGACAGCGGCUCCUUGGCCACCACUGAGGACAUGGGCUUCUUAGAGAGAGAGAUGGCUGUGGAUGAGGAGGAGGAGGAGGAGGAGGAAGAGGAGGAGGAAGAGGAGCAACAGGAGACAGUGGAGGGGAAUGCAGCCAUGUACCCCAGACAAGUCUCACUGAUGAAGGAGGAUCAAGCAGUGGGUGACCUCAUCUCGCCUGUCCCACAUGAGCUAGAGGAGCGGAAAGAAGAAGCAACAGAGAGUGCUACAGACGAAGAGGAGACAGCGAGACCUCCAGCUCUACCCACAGAGUUGCCUCCCACUCUGCCAAUAUCCUCAGGUGUUGAGACAGGCUACAUAUGGGCAGAAUCUGACCCCCAGAAUGAUGAAGGAUUGGGAUUUACUUUGACAGACACAGAGUCUCAACCAUCUUCUACCAGUGAGAAAAAGAAAAAGGGCCAGACAGCAGCGGUGUUUCCCCCUGGAGGAGAGCAAAGUUACUUGCCCCAGAGAGAGGAGGGGGAGGGGGAGGAGACUCCAGCGUUCAGCCACUGGGGCCCCCCUCACAGGGUGGAUGUGUGGCAGGAGCCUGAGGAGUCUCUGGGCAUCAGUAUAGUGGGUGGACGUACACUGAUCAAGAGGCUGCGCAACGGGGAAGAGCUGAAGGGCAUCUUCAUCAAGCAGGUGCUCCCGGGCAGCCCCGCUGGACGCAGCGCUGCCCUCAAGACUGGAGACAAGAUACUGCAGGUUUGUGGAGUGGACCUUCAGAAUGCCAGCCAUGAGGAGGCGGUCGAAGCCAUCAAGGCAGCUCCGAGCCCUGUGGUGUUCGUGGUUCAGAGUCUGUCUACUACACCUCGACCCAUCUCUGUGUUGGCACCCAGCUACAGCAAACACAAGGCCAAGAGAAAAGUAUCUGCGCCGCCACUUGAAUCACCUAUGAUGGCGGCGGUCAGCCCAGCAGCUGUCCCUCCUCCCAUGCGUCUCCCUCCACCAUACCGUCCCCCCAGCAGACUGCCAGAGGAACAUCUUGACCAGGACAAUGAGCUGAAACAGGAUAGAGAGGGAAUCAGGCAGAGGUAUGGGGAGCUGCCCGGGGAGCUAGUGCUGCUGGAGCUGGAGAAGGACCGCCAGGGCCUGGGACUGAGUCUGGCUGGGAAUCGUGACAGAAAACAGAUUAGUAUCUUUGUGGUGGGGAUCACUGCAGGUGGCCCAGCAUACAAAGAUGGCCGCAUCCAAGUGGGAGAUGAGCUGCUGGAGAUCAACAACCAGGUGUUGUAUGGUAGGAGUCACCAGAGCGCUUCAGCCGUUAUUAAAAGUGCUCCAUUGAAGGUCAAGAUUCUCCUCGUCAGGAACAGAGAGGCCAUCAAUCAACUGGCUGUGCCUGCCUUCCCCACUCCACCGCCGCCUAUUGUGCCCAAUGAGGUAAGGAAAAAGAUUUAACCUCUUCACUCUUCAAUUCUUUAGGAUGCCUAAUAUUAUUAGUAAAAUUGGUAGUGUUAUAAAAUGCACUCUGUUUUCAAGAAGUGCUAAGUUAGAAGUUAAAUGCCACAAGAAAUCACCAGCAUAAACAUAACUUGUGUGUGCAAAAAAUGGCACCAACACAAG
Clupea harengus (Atlantic herring) is the source of this 4938-nucleotide messenger RNA. RefSeq names its product PATJ crumbs cell polarity complex component (gene patj). The record is from RefSeq and is a predicted model, not a curated record. Gene Ontology annotation, molecular function: protein binding. The coding region runs from base 760 to 4773 and encodes 1337 amino acids. The transcript has 32 exons. Lineage: Eukaryota; Metazoa; Chordata; Actinopteri; Clupeiformes; Clupeidae.